AUGGGACAGACUAUGUCUCCGCCAACUAAGGUUUACUGGCCAGGAAAAACUAGGGUCUGGCUGACAGCCGAGUUCAACCUCGAUCUGCUCGGAGAGAUCCGAACCAGGACAUGGACUCUCGAGGAGGUGUUCAAGUUCGUGGAGGCCAAGGAGGCAGGCAACGCGAUCGGCCAACAGACUUUUUGCACCCUGGGCUCUGGCCUCCAGGCCCAUUUGCUUGCCAUUGCACAGUUACGAAGCUCCAUAGCCAUCUGCUUUCUGACUCCACUCCACUGUCUCCAGGAACAAUGCCAGGUUGGAGAGAUAUUUACAGCUGCAGGUGCAGCAUUCAGCAAGCUUGGCGAGUUGACCAUGCAGCUGCAUGCUGCCGGUGAGCCUGCCCCUGCCAGUGGCAAGUGGACUGAUGGUGAAGUUGAAAUGUUAAAGGAUGCUGUUAAGAAAUUUGGAGAUGAUUUGCACAAAAUCAGUGAUGUUAUUAAAACCAGAACUAUAUCUCAGAUCAGAGGUGCUAUUCGACGGAAAUGUCAAGAAGACUACGGACCAACUGUGAAGCAGAGGAAGAGGGAAUCGACUGGAACUGCAGCGGCUUCCCCAGUUGAAGCUGCUCAGGCAACGGCGAGUAGUAUGCUGGCAGCUGCUGCGAGGGCUGAUGAGAAGGCUGCGGCGGCCGCAGCGACGGUGACGGUACAAACGACGGUGGCGCAAGUGGCGACGGUGUCGUCAUCGGCGGUGCCUGGAAAGUCUCUCAUACAGCCCGUGCGCGUCGUCACUUAUCCAGCCGGCGGCAUUACAGCCAUCAGACUGCAGCACAGCGGCGCGGUGGCGCCACUGACGGCGGUGAAACUCGGCCAGCUGCAGGUGCCCGGCAUCAAGAUUGAGCAGCGCGCCCUGCAGCCGUCGACGCAGGUUGAGCAGCGCCCCCUGCAGCCGUCGACGCAGGUUGUACAGGUGCCACAGGUGCGCAGCACCAAGGUCGAGGACGUCUCCUAAUGGCGCGUCGCCGGCCUCAUAUCUCACGUCGCGACGCGCUUUCUCGUUUUUACGCGUAGGCCGAGUGACGCGUCGGCGCGCACGUGAUAUCAAGCCUCGUAGCAGAGCACUACGCUGCUUACCAUUUGAGAUGUGAAGAACGUGGCGGGGUUGGGGGGUGGGGGGUGGAAUCCCACGUCUAGGGUGUACUCUGUCUAUGCCUCGUGAAAGGGAACAGGUUUCAGGUCAGGUGAGUUGAGCUGGUAAAUGUGAAUCUGUGCGGUAGAUGUACGUCCACUGUGUGCGGAGUGGAAGUGGAUAUCAUCGUGAGUCUUGUGCAUCGCCGUUUACUGAUAUUUUUGUUAUUGUUCGCUUGCUGUGUGCUGAUAUCUAAUGGAAAAGAAAUUAUAACACCAGUGGUAAAACGUCAAUAAUGAAAAGUGAACUUGUCGAGAAUGUGGAAAAUUAGCUCAGUUUACCUGAUUUUACCAAUUCAGGUGCAAUCGUUGGUUUUAAAGGGAAAAAUACUUGGGUGCACUCCAUGAAUACACCAGUGCAAACAUGCAUGUAUGUUCUUACUCGUUUUAAUGGCCAUUUGGAAUGUACAUCUAUUUAUAGUAUGUUUAUAGUCUGCAUUUUAUUCACAUUCUGGAUUAAAAGUCGCCAUCUAAAGGUAAUUCUGUUGGCAUGUAUAGUACUGCCUUCUAUGGGUCAACACGUUUUCAAAUGUUAUCGUUUAAGACAUUAUUAUACACGUCUGGAAUUUGCUAAUCCGGCCUCGGGUGACCGUAAGUCACAUAGAGAAACUUCAUAAAUAUGUAAAUAUUAUCAUGUAAUAUGACGGAGUUGUGUAGGGGAUGUUAGAUUCCAUUAAAAUCUCUGUUAGAAGGCA
Messenger RNA from Priapulus caudatus, 1861 nucleotides. RefSeq lists its product as uncharacterized. The coding region runs from base 1 to 990 and encodes 329 amino acids. Gene Ontology annotation, cellular component: MLL1 complex; NURF complex. NCBI's taxonomy places the organism in Eukaryota, Metazoa, Priapulida, Priapulimorpha, Priapulimorphida, Priapulidae. The transcript has 9 exons. The record is from RefSeq and is a predicted model, not a curated record.